Messenger RNA from Chara braunii, 1826 nucleotides. Lineage: Eukaryota; Viridiplantae; Streptophyta; Charophyceae; Charales; Characeae. The record is from the annotation of a GenBank genome assembly.
ACGAGUGACCUUCCAAACCUCGAUAUCCUAUGAUGUGAUGAUACGGUCUCAUGGUUAUGUGCGCGCGGAGCACUACCACGAUGAGACGGUAGCGGAGGCUAGAGCGAGGGUGAGAGGAGAGAGAGACGACGAAUUAUGGCGACGUAGGGACGAUGAGAUAGACCGAGACCGCAGAGAUCGCGAGUUGUUUGUACAAGCAAGGAGGCUAGAUGAUUACCCCCGAAGCCCUCGCUAUGAGGCCGAUCGGGGUAGAGGCGACUCCCGCGGCCGAUGGGAGAGGGACGGCAGAUACGAGAGACCGGACCGAGAUGGAUAUAGGGACGACAGAUACGAGAGGUCGGGUCAAGAUGGCUACAGAGGAAGUAGAUAUGAGAGAGGAGAUCGGGACUGGGAACGACAAAAUGGGUCACGCGGACGGUUUGAGCGCGGGGGAGAUGCGAGAGAGCAGCGCGACGAGACGCGAGGAUGGUACAACCGAGGGGACCGACGCGAUGAGUCACGAGGACGAUAUGACUUGGGGGACCGCCGGAAUGAUUCGCGAGGGCAGUAUGAGCAAGGAGGGUCUGAAGGAGACCGGCGCAACGAUUCGCGCGGUCGGAAUAAGAGAGGGGGAUAUGGUGUCUCAUCAGAACCAUAUCCCAAGUCGCCUGACCCCAAGGCGGCUAGGAAUUCGAUGUCUAGAGGCGCAGACGACAGGGCGUCUACUCCCAGGAAUUCAUGCGUCUACUGUAGAGGAGAAGAUCAAAUCAAGAAGGAUUGCCCGGACCUCAAACGAGCAAUAGAUGAGGGACUUGUCGUGCUUGACGACCGCAAGUACGUCAAAUGGGCAGAUGAUCUGGGAGAUGUAUCGAUGUUYCCUUCGAUGAAGGAGAAUGUCGAAGCAAGGAGAAUAAAGACGAGUAAAGGAAUAGAGUCGGUCAGGAGCCAGAGCAUCAAGAUAAUCUUUGAGGGGGAUAUCGCGACCACACCCAUAAGGGUGGCAGCCACCAAGUYGGCAAGAGGGUCUACAUCGAAGAAGACUGACACGGAUUACAUGAUGACGGAGAAGGACGGGCAGCGGGUCGAUGGAGAGGAGGUUAUCCUUUCACCGCGAAAGAGGGGAGUGAAGAAGUUCUUAAUGAAGAGUUCGUUGGACGAGAUUGACACGGUUGAGCCGCUGAGGCGGGCCCUUCGGCAACCAAUGCAGUGUUUUAUUCUGGAGUAUCUGGCGGCAUCGAAGCCGGCUCGUGAUGAAUUACAGAUGAUCACGUGGAAGACUCGCAUACCUCAAUCAGAGGAGGGUCAGGGGGCCCCUAAAGCGGAAGCUUCUACAGUAGCAGUAACAGGGGUGACUGCCAGAGCGGAUCGUAUGGCGACAGUCCUUCUCGAUGGAAUGGAAGGUGUGCCUCCAGACAAGUUUCAUAUACUUGGUAGCGGGGCCGUGGAGACGAUUAUAAACGAUGGAGCGGUACUCGAUGCUGUGAUUGAUAACGGCAGUGAGGCUGUCAUCAUAGACGAGGACCUGGCGGUACGACUUGGACUGGGCCUCGAUAGGUCAUACCUAUUCGAUACAGAGACGGUCGAUGGGAGAAAGUAACAGAUCACUGGGGUUUGUCAUAAGGCAGCCAUAGAAGUCCAAGGGGUACGAGUGACCCUGCCAGUCUUUGCAGUCAAGAACUGCAGCUCCGACCUGCUCUUGGGUCGAACGUGGCUGAGCCACGUGCAUGCGGUGACGAUAGAGCGACUUGAUGCGAGCCAAACAUUGUCCAUUAAGAAGCCAGACGGGACGCGGGUAAUGAUUGAGACAGUGGAGCCUCGGGACCCGAGGAACAGAGCAGCUCUUGCUG